AAUUUGCUGGGUGACCCAGAAAAGUUGACGAACGACAAGAAAAAGAGAGAAGAUGAAAGCCAUACCGAGAUGUGCUAUCGGAAUGAGGAGGAAGAGGAGAAUCUUGAAUUUGACGAAAAUCCUCCGACACGAGAUCCAAAUUUGCUGCCUCCGUCCGUACCGGAAAUGGAGAUCAAGGGCAACAAUUCCAUUCUGGUCUCAUGGCGUGCUGUGGUACGAGAAAAAUAUCCGAUCGAUUAUUUCUUCGUAGAAUAUUACCAAUACAACCGCUGUGAGUUCUGCUCUAAAUGCUGUACGUGGGUCAACAAUGAGCCUAAGAAUAAAUCAUCGAAUGAAUCUUAUCACGAGGAGCUGAUCAAUAUUCUCGAGCCAAAUUUUGAUUAUAAGUGAGUAAAAAAAUGAAAU
Bemisia tabaci is the source of this 405-nucleotide messenger RNA. NCBI's taxonomy places the organism in Eukaryota, Metazoa, Arthropoda, Insecta, Hemiptera, Aleyrodidae. The record is from RefSeq and is a predicted model, not a curated record.